AGUGCGCUCUCUGCCUUCAGAGAUAAGACUCACUCACUCCUUCUAUUCACCCUCCAUUAUCGUCAUCAAUUCCUCUCUCUUUCUCUCUUUCAUCAUCAUCUUGUUCCUACUUCUGAGCAGCCCCACUUCUUCUUGGAUCAUUCCCUCUGAUUCCUUGUUGCUUCCAUAAUGGCUGCUCCUCUCAGAAUCUUCUUCACUUUCGUGCCUCUGUUUGUUGCUCUGGCUAUGGCGGAUUCUGUCAAAUCCACCUCCAAGGAUCAGAUCCAGUGCACAAUGUGCUCUUCUUGUCAGAACCCCUGUAAUCCGCCUGUUCCCUCUCCGCCGCCGCCGUCUCCUCCUCCUCCGGCUUCCUCAUCAUCCAGCAAUUGCCCUCCCCCUCCUUCUCCUCCUAGCUCCGGCGGUGGUGGCGGAGGUAGUGGUGGUGGAUCCUACUACUACUCUCCUCCCCCGCCUGCUCAGUACUCUUACUCGUCCCCGCCUCCGCCUGCGUAUGGCGGUGGAGGGGGAGGGGGAGGAAUGGGCGGCACUGGCUCGUAUUACCCUCCUCCGUACAACAAGAACUAUCCGACACCGCCACCACCCAACCCAAUUGUGCCUUACUUCCCUUUCUACUACUACAGCCCGCCUCCCCCGUCAACGGCGGCUCCAUCGCCGUCGAUCGCUUCAUCGGUUUCUGCAAUCGCUCUGUUUUCAUCUUCAUUACUGUUGCUUUGGUAGAAAGCAAGAGAAGAAACAAAAAGAAAUGGUGGGAAUAACUGCGCAGGAUCGCAGAUCUGAGAAUUUAGGGAAUGCGGGUGAAGAAGGAGCACAUGAGCAGCUUCAAUGGCGAAUUCCGGAACUCCCCAAUUUACCCUUUUAUCUGGCACAGAGGAAAGAACACAUUACAAGAAAAUUACCCAUUAAUUAUAAUUGUUUUUCCACCCUUUUUGUUCCUUUGUUCUGUUCUCUUAGUUUCUUCUGUAAUGUAGGAAGGACGAUGUCGAUCUCUUCAAUUUGUACCUAGCUUUAUGAUCUGAUUAGUAUUAUGAUCAAAUUUUAGGAAUAAAAUGCUCUUGUUUGGAUUAUUAA
Molecule: messenger RNA, 1068 nt
Organism: Neltuma alba
Lineage: Eukaryota; Viridiplantae; Streptophyta; Magnoliopsida; Fabales; Fabaceae
Product: leucine-rich repeat extensin-like protein 6
Exons: 1
Coding region: 169-717 (182 amino acids)
Source: RefSeq, a predicted model, not a curated record